GAAAUUUCAAUCUCGAAGAUACUUCAGGCCCGAUUCAAACAACCGUUGGACAACUCGUGACAAAGAUAAGGCGAACCCCAGCCAAUGGCUACUGCUCCACUCCAACCUGGAUGCCCGCCUCCACGUGCCCGCCAGAGUAGCUGAUCUCCGAUUUUCAGGAUGAGAAACAAUGCCGAGUGAAAGCUGAUGAUUUGCCAAGCCUUACUUGCAUUAGGGCAAUGCGGCUCAACAAGCAUCCCUCCACAAAUUGUCUUUUGCGAAACUUCAACCAGAAUCAAACCCACCAACAGAAGGAACCAGCACCCCCGGAAGUAUGCCGAAAGAAGCCAAAAAGCGCGGUCGUCGUGCCGAAAGGAAGCGGAAGGAAGAAGCGGAGAAGGGGCAGCCCGGUCCUCAAGUCGUUGCACUAGCGGAAGAGGCCGGGCAUUUCCACAGCGGGUAUGAUGGUGUGGAGGCCUGGGGUGAGGAGGAGGAUACUCAGUUUUACGGACUGCUCAAUGGGGAGGAAUCGGAGUACUUCCGGAAAGCGGACGAGAUUUUGGAACUGAACCAGUUUGGGGAUGGGGAUGGUAUUUCCCAGUUCUCUGCCCAAUUGGGAAUUUCUGGAUAGCUAAUGCUAGGAUGGCUUUUGCUAUAGAGAGAGCGCUAUUCAUUGCAAACGUUUGGAAAGAGGCCAAUGGGAAGGAACUCAAGAUUGCCAAUAGCCAAGGGUGCUCUAGGUUGCUGGAGAGACUGAUACUUAUGUCUUCGCCGAGUCAAUUAAAGUCUCUUUGGCGGAAAUUCACUGGGCAGUAAGGGUUUGCUCGAUUCUCCGGGCUGGAGAAAGUGCUGACUGGUUGGGAAUAGUUUCUUGAACUUAGCGCAGCAUCGGUUUGCGUCGCAUUGCUGCGAGAUGUUGUUCCGACAGUCAGUGGGGAUUGCCUCGAAAGAGAUGGAAGAUGAUUAUGUCGACGACACAGUAACAGACGAGUUCUUUGCCAGUAUGGAGAGCCUGUUCUUAUAUAUGCUUAGCGUAUGUCUUCACCACAAGUAUACCUUUGUGUGGGUGCUAACCAGAGUUAGGAGCUCGAGCCACAACUCAAACACUUGUGCACUGAUAGGUUUGCUUCACACACCGUUCGGGGAUUGCUGCUUUUGCUAUCGGGACAAACAGUCCCGUCAGAUGUGGUACAGAGCAGGAAAAAGGAAAAGAUCACUCUCUCAUCUGAUUUUGCUCCUAUCUCAGAACCAGCGGAAAAUAUACCCGUACCACAGUCAUUCCACGAUGCUAUAGGGAAAAUUCUCGCUGCCACGGCCGGAGGUAUGUCAACGGAGGAAAUCCGGUCGAUGGCAGUCCACCAAAUUGGAGGUCCAACGCUACAAGUUCUGAUGCAACUAGAAAUGGGCCGUAGUAGUAAUGAUAAAAAGGCAGGAGCAGCAUCAAAAGAGAACACCCUCCUAGGGAAGCUCACAGGAAUAAGCGCUGAGGAUGAGAAAUCCGGCGAAUCGGACUCUUCGUCGUUCUUCAAUAAUUUACUCUACGAUCCGGUAGGCUCACACCUUGCAGAGAAAAUAGUGGUGUAUGCACCGAAAAAGGACUUCAAGAAAUUGUACAAAGCCUUCUUCAAAGGAAGGAUAGGAAGUCUUGCCAGGAACGAAACUGCGGGGUUUGUUGUCCAGAGGAUUUUGGGGAGGCUUGAGAAGCAUAUGCUUGAGGAGGCCUUAGGGGAGAUAUUACCGCAGGUUAAAGGAUUGAUUGGUAUGUUUGCCGGGAUAAGUAAUGUAAUGUAUGCAUGUGCUUACCCCCCGGCGCAGAAAGGUCGCAGGUUGCUGUCGUGAAGACUUUGAUAGACCGCUGUGCGAAACAGGGUGUUGAAGCAAGCGGCAUUGCAGAGGUAUGUUGAUCCUUCGACUCAUCAUAUGUGUCCGCCCUCUCACACACCACAGGCCAUAGCGUCCGCCUACGGUUGCGAGCCAGCAGAAUUAAUAUUCAACAUGAUGGGGCUUACCCCAGAAGAUCUAACCCCCAAAGAAGAGACCUCCGGAAAGGCCAAACGGGAUCCAUCACAACGGUACGGCUCUCUAUUAGCUCAAUCAAUGCUCCAACUCCCAGGCAAAUUCCACGGGAUAAUCAGCGAAAGGUUAGAAUAGAUGGCCCGCCCUCUAUCCCUCCCCCCCUCUUCACAUAAACCAAUUAACAUCGCUACAGCAUCCUCGCCCAACCCCCGCAAACGAUUGCUGGCCUAUCGCAGCUUCCACAAGCCUCCCACCUAAUCCAAGCAUACCUCCAAUCCCCCCACACCACAACUCCAAACAAGCGCACCCUCCUAAACAUCCUGAAAGGCUCCUUCGUAACCCUAUCACUCAGUCCCAACGGCUCGCACAUAGUCGACGCGUGCUGGCCAGCUACCCAGGGGAUAAUGUACAUCAAGCAAGCGAUAGCCAGCGAACUGCUAUCCGGUGAGGCCUCCAUGCGAGAGAGCUUCUUUGGCCGGGUGGUCUGGCGGAACUGGUCCAUGGAUAAAUAUAAACGCAGUCGCAAUCAGUGGUUCGCAAUCGCCAACGGGGGGCCAAUGGAUGGCGAUAGGAAUAAUAAUAGUAAUAAAGUGGAAAAGAAAAAGACUGCUAUCGAGGUUUGUUUCCGUUUCAUACACUUUUUUUCUUUUCCCCCAUGUGGUUGAAUCGGGGAAUGGUUGGAUGAAGCUGACGAUUGAUGCGACGUCACGCCAGCUCGCGCGGGAACGUCACGCCUCUAGGAAGAACUCGGCAACCGGCCCCAACAAACGCCGCCAGGAACAGGGAUCUGUCGGAAUAAAGAAAAUCCGGCGGUGA
Tuber aestivum (summer truffle) is the source of this 2811-nucleotide messenger RNA. The record is from the annotation of a GenBank genome assembly. Lineage: Eukaryota; Fungi; Ascomycota; Pezizomycetes; Pezizales; Tuberaceae.